This is a messenger RNA of Cervus elaphus (red deer), 842 nucleotides long. RefSeq names its product thioredoxin domain containing 8 (gene TXNDC8). The coding region runs from base 331 to 675 and encodes 114 amino acids. The transcript is spliced from 3 exons. The record is from RefSeq and is a predicted model, not a curated record. NCBI's taxonomy places the organism in Eukaryota, Metazoa, Chordata, Mammalia, Artiodactyla, Cervidae.
UUUUUCACUGUUCCCAUUUUCCAUUUUCCUGCAAAUGCUUCCCAUUGGCAGAACCUAACAGGAAGACAACUGGCAGAGUAUUCUGGGAAAUCUAGUCUUGAUACAUAACACAGACUUUAGACUCUGGUUCUGCCAUUGAUCUUUACUUGACUUUGACAACACCCAGCCCUUGACUUCUGUCUUUAAGAUUCUAGGCAGUAGUGCCAGGAUGAUGCUUAGCUCUCUUUCUCAGCCCUUUUGUUUGUUUCUUGCUUUUGCUAAAAGACACUGCUAGGGUGUGAUUUAAUCUUAACAUUAAGCUAAUGGGAAAUUUUUAUUCUUUUGAAGGCAAUGUCUGUGCAAUAUCGAAGCGUCAUGUUUGCUACUGUGGAUGUGGACAAUGCUCGGGAGUUGGCCCAAACUUACCAUAUCAAAGCAGUACCCACAUUUCAGAUGUUCAAGCAAACCAAGAAGGUAACCCUAUUCUCGAGAAUCAAAAGAGCAAUUUGCUGUUAUAGAAGUGGAUCCCUGAGCGAGCCGGUAAGUGAAAUGGGAUCAAGACAGAGGCACAAGAGUGGGGUUGACUUUCAAGAAAUAGAACGAACCAUGAUGCCCACAGGCGCCAUGCUGCUACCUGGGGAAGCAGAAUCAUUAGUUGUGGGCAUAGUGUCUUCCCUGUUGUACACUGAGCACUGAAGUUAGUUCUAGACCCUUCUAACCCCUCCCCCCAAAGUCCUAACACCAUUUCUGGCUGCUGAAACCUCCCUCAUUAGAAAUUCAGGUCUUCACCAAGUCUCAGCUUCAGUUUACCCACACUCUUCCUUUUCUCCAACCCACCUCAUACAGUUGGUACUAAACUGAUC